This is a messenger RNA of Numida meleagris (helmeted guineafowl), 1622 nucleotides long. RefSeq names its product gamma-aminobutyric acid receptor subunit pi-like. Gene Ontology annotation, biological process: nervous system process; signal transduction; monoatomic ion transmembrane transport. The transcript is spliced from 9 exons. Lineage: Eukaryota; Metazoa; Chordata; Aves; Galliformes; Numididae. Bases 74 to 1351 code for a protein of 425 amino acids. Gene Ontology annotation, molecular function: GABA-A receptor activity; extracellular ligand-gated monoatomic ion channel activity; neurotransmitter receptor activity. Gene Ontology annotation, cellular component: neuron projection; GABA-A receptor complex; membrane. The record is from RefSeq and is a predicted model, not a curated record.
UUCUCAGGUGUGUGGCUUCCCUACUGUUUUCACUUGCUCUCAGCCUCUGUGUGAAGCUACAGUAGAGGCCCUAAUGCAAAGGUCAAUGCAAAUUUCUGAAGCUGAAGGAAAAGGUGAAAUUCUUCCCCCAACCAUACAAAAUAUAAUAAAAGGAUACAACAAGUAUCUACGUCCAUUUUUUGACAAUGGUCCCGUGUCAGUUGGAAUGAGCCUGGAUAUUGCGAGCAUUGAUACCAUAUCAGAAAUAAAUAUGGAUUACACGGCUACCAUAUUUCUGAGGCAGCGGUGGACUGAUGAGAGACUUUGUUUUGAUGGCAAUAAAAGUUUAAGUUUAGAUGGUCGGCUUGUGGAAAUGCUCUGGGUACCAGAUACCUUCAUAGUUGAUUCAAAAAAGUCUUUUCUUCAUGAUAUCACUGUUGAGAAUCGUCUGAUAAGAAUAUACCCUAACGGAACAGUCUUGUAUGCUAUACGGAUCACCACAACUGUUGCAUGCAGCAUGGACCUGACCAAAUACCCAAUGGAUAAGCAGACGUGUACCUUGCAACUGGAAAGCUGGGGUUACAACGUGAAUGACGUCGUGUUUUACUGGACUAGAGGAAAUGAUUCUGUUCGAGGUUUGGACACGCUCCAGCUGGCACAAUAUACAGUAGAAGACCACUUUACCUCGGUAUCUGAAGCAGUAUAUGAAACAGGACGUUACCCUAAAUUAGUGUUUCACUUUGAGCUCAAGAGAAACAUCUUGUAUUUCAUACUGGAGACAUACGUACCAUCAAUUCUCCUGGUUGUGCUCUCCUGGGUAUCAUUUUGGAUAAGCCAGUCAUCAGUUCCAGCCAGAAUCUGCAUAGGUGUUACCACUGUCCUCACUAUGACGACACUGAUGAUGGGAGCCAGGACUUCACUCCCAAAUGCUAACUGUUUUAUUAAGGCAAUUGAUGUGUACCUCGGCAUCUGUUUCAGUUUCAUCUUUGGAGCAUUGUUAGAGUAUGCUGUGGCUCAUUUCUGCGCUCUGCAUCGACCCAGUUCAAAGGAAAUUCCAAAGGAUGAGGAUGAAGGGACUGAAGAAGAAAGGAAUGGAGUUCUGGCAGCAGUUGCUAACAGUUGCAGUGCUUCUGACAACACGAACAAAAUUGAUUCAGACAAGGGCAGCAAAACCAGCAUCAAUGGCAAAAAGGAGAGAAAUAAGCACAGUGGGUGUAGCUCACCAAUGUCCAUAAUGAAAAGUCUUUUCUGUAUCUUUGAUUGUUUCCAUGUUAAAAAUCCUUACCACAUAGACAACUAUGCCAGAUUUUCUUUCCCAUUAUCAUUCAUCAUAAUUAAUGUAUUUUAUUGGGUAUAUUAUUUGUAUUUCUAAAUCUUUUAAGGUGUAAAACUGUCAUGGUUCAACAUUUAGAAAGGAGAUGUAGUUGGUGAAGUUGCAGAAGAAAGAGAAAGCUGCCUUUAGGGAAAAGAGGUAUGAGUGGAUAUGCUCUUUUCAAGCAUUUACGCCAAGUUUAUUUAACUCUCUUUUCUGCUAUUAAAUGACUGUCAUCUGAAAUUGACUUUCCUUUUAGCAUGCAUGUCCCAUAUUACACUAUUUGUCAAUGGCCUCAAAGUCCUUUUUUAAUAUUUUAAAGGCCAGCUUU